Messenger RNA from Gastrolobium bilobum, 1298 nucleotides. Its product is annotated as BAG family molecular chaperone regulator 4-like. The transcript has 4 exons. Gene Ontology annotation, biological process: protein stabilization. Bases 101 to 898 code for a protein of 265 amino acids. Gene Ontology annotation, molecular function: protein-folding chaperone binding; adenyl-nucleotide exchange factor activity. Gene Ontology annotation, cellular component: cytoplasm. The record is from RefSeq and is a predicted model, not a curated record. Lineage: Eukaryota; Viridiplantae; Streptophyta; Magnoliopsida; Fabales; Fabaceae.
AGGCUAAAAUAGUGAUUCUAUAUCACACAAAAACCUCUGCUCUUUUUCCCUUUCAUCAAAACGCAGCACUUCGUUGCGUUUUGAAUUCACCGGAAGUUCCAUGAAGAAAUCGCCGCGUUCCGCCGGAAACUCGCCGCCGAACGACGAGAUCGAGUGGGAGAUGAGGCCUAGCGGCAUGUUCGUCCAGAGACGCGAAGUGGGUGUCGAUGAUCGCAACGAUGGACCCAUGAUCAUUAUCAGUGUUGCCUUUGGUUCUUCUCACCAUGAGGUCUUCCUCCCAGCUCAAUCAACUUUCUGGGAUGUUAAGAAACUGCUUGCACACAAAACUGGCUUACAGCCUGAAGAGCAACGACUCUUCUUCAAAGGAAAAGAAACAGAGAAUGAAGAUCAUUUGCACAUGGAAGGUGUGAAGGACAAGUCAAAGCUUUUGCUUUUGGAGGAUGCUGCUAGCAAAGAGAGGAAACUUGAGGAAACUAGAAAACACAAUGAAAUGUUAAAAGCUUCUGAAGCUGUUGCCGGAGUCAGAGCAGAGGUGGACAUGCUCUCUGAGAGGGUUUCCGCCUUGGAAGUGGCUGUGGAUGGAGGGACUAGGGUUUCUGACAAAGAGUUUGUUGUGUCGACAGAGUUGCUUAUGAGGCAAUUGCUGAAACUGGAUGGUAUUGAGGCUGAAGGUGAAGCAAAGUUGCAGAGAAAAACUGAGGUGCGUCGUGUUCAGGAAUUUGUGGAUACGGUAGAUUCUCUAAAGGCAAGAAAUUCCAACCCUUAUAGCCACAUUGGUAAAGCUGUCUCAGUAACAACUCAAUGGGAGACAUUUGACUCUGGAAUGGGAAGCUUGAAUGCCCCAACCUCAACGUCAUCUUCUGCAAAUAUAACUCAAGAUUGGGAACGAUUUGAUUAGCUCAUAAAUUGUUAUGUCACAUUAAAUUAGUACAACACCAUUUUUGGACCUUGUUUCUUCAUUCAAGGUUCAAUUUUUUUUAGUUUGCUUAAAAGACAAAAUAUAUGUAAAACCAUUUGACUGCCUUAGGGGACGGUCUUUGAAGUUUGAACUAGGGACAAGAAAAUGGAGGAGCAUAAUGUGGACACUCCUGCACACAAAUGAUUUGAGUCCAUCCUGUGAAUAACCUUGGGAUACACCACCUCAAAAGCUAGCUCAAGGGGUGGGAGUGCCCAAGGCCUUAUAAAGGCCAUAUUAGUUUUCCAUCCAAUCAAUGUGGGACUAUAUAUCUCAACACGUCCCCUCACGCAAGAGCCCUUUCGGCUAGAAGCGUGGAAAUUGCACAGGCCCAUUUUUGGUU